Messenger RNA from Polypterus senegalus (gray bichir), 1554 nucleotides. RefSeq names its product ankyrin repeat domain-containing protein 34C-like. Gene Ontology annotation, molecular function: protein binding. Lineage: Eukaryota; Metazoa; Chordata; Cladistia; Polypteriformes; Polypteridae. Bases 1 to 1554 code for a protein of 517 amino acids. The transcript has a single exon. The record is from RefSeq and is a predicted model, not a curated record.
AUGUUUGAAGUAAGUGAAUCUCUCAUUGACGGAAGCCCGCUGAUUAAGGCAGCCCAAAUGGGCAAGCUUCGAUUGGUUAGACUUCUAUUGGAAGGGGGCGCACAUGUGAAUGAGUGCAAUGAGAAAGGCGAGACUCCACUGAUGCAGGUCUGCAAAGCUAGGCGAGAUGACCCGCUCAGCCAUACCCUGAAACUGACAAGGUACCUUCUAGACAACAAUGCUGACCCCAAUAUUCAAGACAAGAUGGGCAGGACGGCACUCAUGCACGCCUGCAUUGCACAGGUUGGAGCAGAAAUUAUGUCAGUCUUGCUCAGUCUGGGUGCAGACCCAUGCAUGGAGGACUACAAUGGCAUGUCUGCUCUUGUGUAUGCUAUUAAUGCCAAAGAUGAUAAGACAGUCAAAGUUCUCCUUGAUGCAUGCAAUGAACGAGGCAGGGAUGUCAUCAUCAUUUCUAAGGACAUGACGUCCUCUGGGAGAUCAAUCGCUAAACAGUACUUAAAUGUGCCGCCAUCUCCUGAUUUCGAGGGGCGGACCUCCCCGGUCUCUUGCAUGUCACCUUCGGAAAUUGAACUCAAAACUGGCUCCCCUUGCUCAGAUACUGAUGGGGAUAAUAUUUUUAACUUCAGAGUGGCCACUCAUAAAGAAUAUAACAUCCCACUGGCAAACGAAAGAGAGGAGGAACCACUAGAGUCCUUCAACAGCAAAACAAGGACACCCCACCAACAGCGCUUGCAUUCUGAGCCAUGGCUGGCUAUACGAAACCUAUCAGAACUUCAGUUGACUUAUGAACACCACCUAGAUGAGAACACCCAAAAGGAAGAGAACCUCUUUUCUGGGCUCAAAAGUCUGAGUGCCUUGAGGCGGCCUUCACUUCGCAAGAUCCACAGCAUGGAAUCCCCUGAAAGCCUGUUAACUGAGACACCCAAAACAUCAAUGGGUCCACCACAGUGGGCAAAGAGAAAAUUUCCCUUUGAGAAGGUGCCACGCUCAGGCCAAAUCCUCGCUUCAGGGGGGAGAAGAAAUACUCUCCCCACUGAACAGCAUCAAAAGUUUCUCCAAUUGCCUUCGCUAGCUGUAACAGGGGAACAGUGCCGCUCCGAUUCAUACCUUCCAGUCAUAGGCAGUACAUCAUCCAUCCCAGCAAAGCAAGAAUUGGUCACCAUGGUCCAAGGGCAAAAGUACCACACCUCCAUAUCAACCCACAGCUUACAUUUGACCUCCACUGACAUGUUUGAGGAUGAUCUUGGAAAAGAAACCAAGAGCCAAUUAGAGAAGAAAGUCUUUGAAGGGUCACCUGUGCUGCCAUCACAGUGUCGUUCAAAUUUCUUGCCACCUCUUGCAGUUCCUUUACCUUUGCAGAAGCCAAAAUCAUGUGUGAGCAAAUGGGUUACCUCAAGCACAUCCUCGGGGGAAGCUUUAAAAGUCCCUCGCUCUUCACUGUCUAAUCUGGCCAAGAGCAGUGGAGCACGAAUCAGGACGAUCUUACGGCGACACUCCAUUCAGGUGGAGCAGAUGAAAUCAACAGGCUACGAGGAGGAAGUGCCAAUGCAGUGA